CGUGCGUAGUCGGCCAGUGGCAGUGCUGGAGUCACGAGUGGUUUCCGCUGGUUUCUCCUGUGUGUUUAUCUCUUCUUCCACGUUCAUUAACAUUGAGACAGUCUGCGCCUGUGGAGUUUUUAGUUUCAGUUUUAAGGUCGCCGUGUUUGUUAUUUUCUGUCUGUAAAAAGCAUGAGCGACAAUGAUGACAUCGAGGUGGAGAGCGAUGAAGAACAACCGAGGUUUCAGACAGCGGCAGACAAGCGAGCACACCACAAUGCAUUGGAGCGUAAGCGCAGAGAUCACAUUAAAGACAGCUUUCACAGUUUACGUGACUCCGUACCAUCACUCCAGGGUGAAAAGGCAUCCCGUGCCCAAAUCUUGGAUAAAGCUACAGAAUAUAUUCAGUAUAUGAGGCGGAAAAACCACACACAUCAACAGGAUAUUGAUGACCUGAAGCGACAGAAUACUCUGCUUGAGCAGCAAGUACGUGCAUUGGAAAAGGCACGGGCAGCUGCUCAGCUACAAGCAAACUUUUCAUCUUCUGAUAGCAGUUUGUACACCAACCCCAAGGGCAGUGCAGUUUCUGCCUUUGAUGGAGGCUCCGACUCAACUUCAGAGUCAGAAACUGAAGAACCCCAGACCAGAAAGAAACUGCGUAUGGAGCCAAGCUGAGCCUGUUUGGGCGAUAAACUGGCUGGCUUUUACUAGGGAUUCUUGUGUAUAGCUUUACUUUUCAAUUUGUCUUCUGUCAGACCCCUUUGUGCUAAAAAGAUUAUAACAAGAUGCUCUUAAAUGGAUAGCAUCUUCUUUCAUCAGUAGAAGGGCUCUCUGCUCUUCCUCGAAGUUACAACAUGGCAGCUGUCAAACUAUUACGGACUCUUACCUGCUGUUAAAGGAACUUUGCAGCAGUUCUUAAGACUUGUUCACUUAUGGCACCCAGUGGAAAAUGACUAGUCUCGAAAUUGAAUACUAUUGAAAGAAUAAGGAAGCAAGGCACAUGUUAUUUGACAUGUUGUUAAUCUGUAGGUUUGUAGACUUCAACCUGCUUUUACUUAUAUGACUAGUUUUUAAAUCUUGCUUUGAGAGCCUUUUGCCUUUAUUCAAUUAUGACAUAAGUUCAGUAAAACUUGACUUUUUAGUCAAGUUGCAUUUCAGUUUUCUAAAUGUCUUGCAGAUUAAAGUACUCAAAUAUUCUGUGCCUUGAGUUGCUUUUUAUGUGACUACAAAAAAAUGAUGGAACAGCUUAAGUGGCCCUAGAGGAAUAUUUGAUACUGAAAUGUCAACUGUCAGUACAAUUGAAAAGGGUAUGUUAAGUUCAUGUUUUAGCAGCAACUGAAAUAAUUGUAUUUAAGCCUGUCUGCAAAAUACAAUGUACAAAAUUAAAUUGAUUUAUAAAACUGCUAAUUAUUGUUUGAACAAUCAGGUGGCUGCCAGUUACCAUUCAGGCUGUGUCAGGGGUGUGUGUACAUUUGUCUGGGUCUGCCUUCUCAAUUACUGGUCUAAGCUUAAACUAGGUUGUAGUAUUGUGUAGAAUUGUCUUUCUUGUUAUUUGAUUCCAUUCCAUGGAAAUUACAGGUAUGUUGUACAUACUGCCAAGAAAUGUCUUGCAAGUUGAGGCUGACCUUUACUAUAAGACUAUAAAUAAAAACUAUUUUAUCCUUGUUA
Hypanus sabinus (Atlantic stingray) is the source of this 1647-nucleotide messenger RNA. It is a transcript of the gene max, whose product is annotated as myc associated factor X. Gene Ontology annotation, biological process: positive regulation of transcription by RNA polymerase II. Gene Ontology annotation, cellular component: RNA polymerase II transcription regulator complex. Gene Ontology annotation, molecular function: DNA-binding transcription factor activity; protein dimerization activity. Lineage: Eukaryota; Metazoa; Chordata; Chondrichthyes; Myliobatiformes; Dasyatidae. The transcript has 5 exons. The coding region runs from base 172 to 654 and encodes 160 amino acids. The record is from RefSeq and is a predicted model, not a curated record.